Molecule: messenger RNA, 1060 nt
Organism: Myotis myotis
Lineage: Eukaryota; Metazoa; Chordata; Mammalia; Chiroptera; Vespertilionidae
Gene: HSF2BP
Product: heat shock transcription factor 2 binding protein
Exons: 8
Coding region: 95-1060 (321 amino acids)
Cellular component (GO): cytosol
Source: RefSeq, a predicted model, not a curated record
AGCGCCGCCGGCCCGGGCACAAGCCAGUGGUGGUUGGCGUCGCUCCUUCGCUGUUGUUGGGUCGAUAGGGCGCCAGGCCGUUGACGGCGAGCUUAUGGGAACUAAAGAAGAGUUUGUUAAAGUCCGGAAGAAGGAUCUGGAACGGCUGACGACUGAAGUGAUGCAAAUACGGGACUUCCUACCCAGGAUACUAAAUGGGGAAGUACUGGAAAGCUUCCAGAAAUUAAAGGUUGUAGAAAAAAAUCUAGAAAGGAAGGAGCAAGAAUUAGAGCAACUGAGAAUGGAUUGUGAGCACUUUAAAGCACGCCUGGAGACUGUGCAAGCCGACAGCGUGAGAGAGAAGAAGGAGAAACUGGCUCUUCGCCAGCAGCUGAAUGAAGCGAAGCAGCAACUUCUGCAGCAGGCAGAGUAUUGCACAGAGAUGGGGGCAGCAGCCUGCACUCUGCUCUGGGGCGUCUCCAGCAGUGAGGAGGUCGUCAAAGCCAUUCUGGGAGGAGAUAAAGCUUUGAAGUUUUUCAACAUCACUGGUCAGACAAUGGAGAGUUUUGUGAAGUCACUGGAUGGGGAUGUCAAGGAGCUCGAUUCUGAUGAAAAUCAGUUUGUUUUUGCUUUGGCUGGAAUUGUGACAAAUGUUGCUGCCAUAGCCUGUGGUCGUGAAUUCCUGGUUAACUCCAGCCGGGUGCUCUUGGACACCAUACUGCAACUUCUGGGAGACUUGAAGCCAGGACAGUGCACCAAACUCAAAGUGCUAAUGCUGAUGUCCCUGUACAACGUGAGCAUCAAUUUGAAAGGCUUGAAGUACAUCAGUGAGAGCCCAGGGUUCAUUCCUUUGCUGUGGUGGCUUCUGAGUGAUCCAGACGCAGAGGUGUGUCUUCAUGUUUUGCGACUUGUCCAGUCAGUGGUUCUGGAGCCAGAAGUCUUCUCCAAGUUGGCCUCUGAGCUCCGGAGCUCCCUGCCCCUGCAGCGCAUCCUGGCCAUGUCCAAGAGCCGCAACCCCCGCCUGCAGGCCGUGGCGCAGGAGCUCCUGGACGACCUCCGAGCUCUGGAGUGUGAUGCGUAG